AUGCGACUGACUGCUGAGGAGCUCAGUGCUGAACCUAGCAUCCAGCGGCUGAUGAAUUCCUGCAAGAGCUCCAACAUCCAGCGCAGCCACUGGUGGUUGCGAGGCGGCUCCGCCCAGUUCUGCAAAGACGCAGCUGCUCUGAGGGAGGGGGGAGUAGGGGCGCAACCAAGUGGCCGACCGACCCCCACCGCAGCCCUCUCUCUCUCUCUUUCUCUCUCUCUCGCCUACAGAGCCCAACCACCUUGCCCAGGCGGGGGUGGCGCCUGGCCAGCCCAGCCCCCUCCCGGGCGGACACCUGACACUGGGGCUGCUCUCGAGCCUCGAGAUCUCGCUCCUUGGGACCUCCGGUGGAGAGCAGUUGGGCAGAAGUCGGCACGGGCCGACAAUUCAGCGAACGCCAGAGAAGCUCCCGAAACACACGAACGAGACACAACAGUGACCUCUGAGACAGGCCACACCGCCGAUGCCCCUCCGGCCCGAUGCCCCUUUUCCCCAUCUCCCCAUCUAAGCGUCCCUGCCCGGUCUCCUUUGCUGGGCUCAGCCCCGCCCGUGCCUGCCCAGGCUUCCAACGGGCUGCACUCGGGCCUCUCGCGGGCCCUUUACUUGUCCCUUCGUUCUGAGCCUCCCUUGCUACCUCCUCAGCGGCCCCGAGCCCUGACCGCGGCCCAGCGUUCUGCCCCAUCCCGUUUCCGCCCUUCUGUAGCGCGCCACGACCCCCCAGCUGCCGGGGCUUACUCUCGCCCCGACUCCCAGAGCUCUAUUUCCGGACACUCAGCCUUGCUCCGGCCGGGGGCCGGCCUGCUCACUUCCCCAUCCGCGGCCAGACUUUUCCCUUCCCACUCCCGGAGCCGUCUCUCUCUCCGGCGGCCCAGACGGAACCCCCCGAGGGCCGGAACCCCCCAGGGCCGGAACCCCCCGAGGGCCGGAACCCCCCGAGGGCCGGAACCCCGCCAGGGCCGUCUCACGCGGGGCCCGCCCUCGGUAGAGAGGUCGCCCCGGAGCCCCUUCUUGCCCGAGAAGGCCCCGGCGCAAGUGCAAGGGCUCCCCAGCUCAUUGCUGCCGAGGCUGUUACCUUCGGACCCCAUCGCCACAGCGUCCCUAGCAGGCCCCCCGGCCUCGGCUCCUCUCUCCCCGGGCCGUUCUACGGCCCCUCCCUUACCCUCCUCCCCCACUCAAUUAACGUCCAGCGGCUUCCCACAGCGUGGAGACUCAAGCACCUGGGGAGCCCGGGGCCCGUUCCCCUCUCCCGCCCCCACCCCGCAGGCCGUCUCCGGCCUCGGGACCCUCGGCCGAGCCGCGCCGGCGGCCCAGGAGCCCCUCGGGGUCCCCGCCUCGGAGGGAAAGCGGCGGGAGCUCGGGACGCGCCUUUCCAGACCCCUCCCCCCCACUCCCGAGGGCGCCGUGUUCACGCAGAUUUCAUAG
This is a messenger RNA of Sarcophilus harrisii (Tasmanian devil), 1422 nucleotides long. Its product is annotated as basic salivary proline-rich protein 2-like. The transcript has 2 exons. NCBI's taxonomy places the organism in Eukaryota, Metazoa, Chordata, Mammalia, Dasyuromorphia, Dasyuridae. The coding region runs from base 1 to 1422 and encodes 473 amino acids. The record is from RefSeq and is a predicted model, not a curated record.